AUGUCUAUGCCCGCUGGAUUUAGCACUGAUUCGGUCAAUCACCCCAACAGACGCCGCAUAAAUAUGCCGUCGAUCAACACUGGGGCUCCUCAUGGAGGGGACAACGGCAUGGCUUCCCCAGGAACUGGAUACGAUAUGCAGUUCACUCAACUGAUUCCGUCCCAUCUCCUCUCCCCGUUUCAACCCGGUACGCCCAAUGCCUUUGCGUCUCCCAAUUUUCCUAUGCACGGAUUCCAGCAGACUCCAACAUCCGGGAACCCUCUUUCGCCAACAUUCGGCGCCAACGGGCUAGGGUCACCGACGGGUUUCAACCAGCAGUACGCUACCUACUACCAGCAAUCUUCGCCCACCGCUACUUCUCCGUUGGCUGCAACACCUGGCAUGAUUGCAGGGACCUCGCGCACUGUGUACCUUGGUAAUAUUCCACCCGAGACGUCUGCGGAAGAAAUUCUUGGUCACGUGCGCUCGGGUCAAAUUGAGUCUGUACGUCUAUUGCCCGACAAGAACUGUGCUUUCAUCUCGUUUCUUGACAGCUCUUCCGCCAACCAUUUUCACUCGGAUGCGAUCUUGAAGAAGCUCUCCAUUAGGGGCCAGGACGUCAAGGUUGGUUGGGGAAAGCCUUCCCAGGUGCCGACUUCGGUAGCUCUCGCCGUGCAGCAGUCGGGUGCUUCCCGUAAUGUGUAUCUCGGGAAUCUCCCCGAGGAUGUGAGUGAAGAGGAACUUAGGGAGGAUCUUGGAAAGUUCGGACCUAUUGAUACUGUCAAAAUUGUUCGUGAGAAGGCUAUUGGAUUCGUACACUUUUUGUCCAUUGGCAAUGCCAUCAAGGCUGUCUCUCAACUCCCCCAGGAGGCCAAGUGGCAGUCUCCUCGUCGUGUUUACUAUGGAAAGGAUAGAUGUGCCUAUGUUUCCAAGACCCAGCAACAGAAUGCUGCCCAGUACCUUGGAAUCGCCCCCGGGUAUGCCCAUGUGCUCAAUGGAGCUGAUAGGGAGAUGAUCUCUUCAGCACUUGCACAGCAAUCUGUAGCCGCGGCGGCAGUCGCAACUUCAGCCGGCGGGAUGAACAACCUGGGGAACCGAACUGUUUACCUAGGCAACAUUCAUCCGGAAACAACCAUCGAGGAGAUUUGUAACGUUGUGCGUGGUGGGCUUCUGCAUCACAUCCGCUAUAUCCCCGACAAGCACAUUUGCUUUGUCACUUUCAUCGAUCCCACUGCCGCGGCGAGCUUUUAUGCUCUGUCGAAUCUCCAGGGGCUGAUGAUUCAUAACCGUCGUCUUAAGAUUGGAUGGGGUAAGCAUUCUGGUGCUCUUCCCCCCGCUAUUGCUCUUGCAGUUUCGGGUGGUGCAAGCAGGAACGUUUAUGUUGGGAACCUGGAUGAAUCAUGGAGCGAGGAGCGUCUCCGACAAGAUUUCUCGGAGUAUGGAGAGAUUGAGCUGGUAAAUGCAUUGAGGGAGAAAAGUUGCGCGUUUGUCAACUUCACCAACAUUGCGAAUGCCAUCAAGGCAAUCGAAGCUGUACGAGGGCGAGAGGAGUACAAGCGCUUCAAGAUCAAUUUCGGAAAGGACAGAUGCGGCAACCCGCCUAGACAGACAACAAACAAUCAUCAGUCUGGCACCCCAACAUCUGCUGGCCAUCCGCCCUUGCCGAGCACCAGCCCGGUAAAUGGGCCUCCAUCUGGUGGCCUUCAGCCUAGUUUGUCUCAGUCGGGAUCCGGAGGAAGUCCAGCUCAGCUUAGCCCAUCUGGCAUGCACAACUCCAAUAGUCCCAACAAUGUUGGAACUCCGACAACCCCAAACGUUCAGCACAUGCUCAACAAUGGUGCUGCUGCGAACCCUCUCCAGGCGUAUCUUUCUCAACAGCAACAACAGCAAGAAGCGGCCAUGUAUGCUUCUAAUCUCCAACAGCAGCUCGCUGCUGCUCAGGCGGCGGCUGUCUAUGGCCAGCCAUCUGGUUCCCAGCUUGACCCCUCCGGUCAGGCCGCUACUGCGGCUGUCGAGGGGCUGGGUCAAACCCAUAAUGGAGCGAACGGAUUGGGACUUGCAGGUAUGGGUAUUCAAAACCAGAACCUGAGGGUUGGAGGGCAGCAUAACCGUGCAUUGAGCAUGCCGGUUUUGGGUCAGCAGAACCAGAUUGGGCUUGGCGUUAAUGGUUAUAAUGGUAUGGGGAAUGGCAUCGGGUGGGCCGAGGAAGAUGUCAAUAUGCAUUAAAAGGGGUAUUUCGAGGGACGUAAUUACGGGGUAAUUUUUAACAGUCAGAUUUUGGGGUCAUUAGAGGAAUACAUUUUGGAGACGAAUAUCUUUUUUGUUAAACUGAGAGAGUAGGGACGCGGAAAGAACUGACUUAUAGUUUUUUAAUGGGCUCUUUUCGUUUAUUUUUGUUUCUGCCCACCACAUUGCUAUCUUUUUUUUUUUUUUUGCAUGAAACUUUUUUAUAUCGUUCGACCAACAUGUACUCUCAUUUAGUGUGAUGAUUGAGAACCUUUGACUUCGACUUUUUUCUUCCCUUUUCUUUGUAUCGUUAAAUUUUUUUUUUCCUUUUCAUCUUUUGGCCACUCUUCCGGUUUUGGAUUUUAAAUUACCCUUUACCGUUUCGAUGCUUGUGUCUGCGUUCUUUUUGAAAUUUCUUUUAUAUUAUUAUUUUUAUAUCCUUUCAUUUAUCGUUUAUCCUACUUCGAUUUUUAUUCUAUUUUUCUGUAGGGAUGGAAAAUUUUUAUUAUCGAGUCAUAUCAUAUCGCAGCAUAUCACAUGGUUCUCGCUUGUUCGUUCUGAAGUGGUGUAUUGCAUGUUUAUUAGCAUAGCGCACGUUCCUUUGGAGGAGGAGGGGAGGGAGGGAUAUUGUAGUAGUAUUAUCGCUGUGGGUAUCAUCAUAUAUCGGGUGUCAUUCACCUCGUGGGACAAGGGCGGGCGAGGCAUGGCAAGGAAUGUUUUGGAAAAGGGAAAGGGAAGCAAAAAAAAGAAGAGCGAGGCUAUAUAAUAA
Tuber melanosporum (Perigord truffle) is the source of this 2974-nucleotide messenger RNA. RefSeq lists its product as uncharacterized. Gene Ontology annotation, cellular component: cytoplasmic stress granule. Bases 1 to 2205 code for a protein of 734 amino acids. The transcript has a single exon. The record is from RefSeq and is a predicted model, not a curated record. Gene Ontology annotation, molecular function: mRNA binding. Gene Ontology annotation, biological process: mRNA splicing, via spliceosome. Lineage: Eukaryota; Fungi; Ascomycota; Pezizomycetes; Pezizales; Tuberaceae.